AUGCAUCGUGUACGGAUUUUCGAAAAUAUUCGUGGAUCACGAGAUGCUCAACAUAAAAGAGAAAGUUUAUUUAUUACGAUUAUUCGACCUAUUAUUGUUGAAUUCGUAGGAACUUUUCUAUUAGUUACGUUCGGUUUAUGGGGUGGAUGUAGUACUUCAGGAAAUAUUAUUCAAGGAGCUUUCUCUUUUGGAUGUACAUUAAUGGUACUUUUAGCAAGUUUUGGUCAUAUUAGUGGUACACAUCUUAAUCCAUGUGUUACAUUAGGAGUAUUUAUUGCUGGAGAAAUUCGAUACUAUUUAGCUAUAAUUUAUGUUAUAAUGCAAAUAAUUGCAGGUAUUGGAGCAGCUGGUCUCGUACGUUUAUUAGUUUCUCGUGAUUCUUAUACACAAUGUCAUGGAGGUGCAACUUUGUUAAACAAAAUUGACAUGAUAGAAUGGUGGCAGGGUUUAAUUAUUGAAUUUUUUAUUACAUUUUUGUUUGUCACUGUUAUAUUACUGGUAGCACUUGAUACAAAAUCUAAAACUGGUCUAGCACCUUUAUUAAUUGGAUUUACAUUAGUUGGAAAUAUUCUUACUGCAGGAUCAUAUACUGGUGCAAGUUUGAAUCCAGCUCGUUCUUUAGGUCCAGCUAUAGUAGCUAAUCAAUGGGCAGAUCAUUGGAUCUAUUGGAUUGGACCUUUGCUCGGUGGUACGAUAGCUGGUAUUGCAUAUCGUUUUAUAUGGGCACAUCAAGAUCGUCGAUGGCCAAAACCAAAAUCAAAAAAAUUAAAUGAAGCAUCUGUUACAGCACCUAUCCUUUAG
Molecule: messenger RNA, 801 nt
Organism: Adineta steineri
Lineage: Eukaryota; Metazoa; Rotifera; Eurotatoria; Adinetida; Adinetidae
Source: the annotation of a GenBank genome assembly